UGGAGGUGGUGGUGGGGGGGAUAAAAUAAUAAGUCGACUUGCCGAAGGGGAAAGGCAAGCCAAAAGUGUCCGGGGGGAGAGACAAAACAGGUGGCGCGGAAGUUUACACUUGCAGAGGCGCAUCCCUCCGCGUCUCUUUUUUGUUUUUUUUGUCAUUAUCUGGGAUAACGUGAAAGAGACUGUAACUGGCGGUCAUCCGGCACCUACUGAUCCUGUGGUUGUCCCAGCCUCGGCCCCCGGAGCAGCAGUGCCCGUGCCUCUCCUACUCCUUGUUGUCCUCCUGUUUUGGAUCACCAGCAGCAGCAGCAGCUCAGUGUGGCGAGGCCAGGAACGAUGGGCCGGAAACUGGACCUGUCGGGCCUGACGGAUGACGAGGCGGAGCACGUCUUGAAAGUGGUCCAGCGGGACAUGAAGCUGCGAAAGAAGGAGGAGGAGAGGCUGAGUGAGAUGAAGCAGGAGCUGGCGGAGGAAGGCAGCAGAUGCUCCAUCCUCUCCAAGCAGCACCGCUUCAACGAGCACUGCUGCAUCCGCUGCUGCGCGCCCUUCACCUUCCUGCUCAACCCCAAGCGCCAGUGCCUGGACUGCCAGUACAACGUCUGCAAGACCUGCUGCACCUACAGCAAGAGGGACAAAGCCUGGCUCUGCUCUGCAUGCCAGAAGGGCAGGAUUUUGAGAACUCAGUCCCUUGAAUGGUAUUAUAACAAUGUGAAGAGUCGCUUCAAGAGGUUUGGCAGCGCCAAGGUUUUGAAGACUCUGUACAGAAAGCACAUUAUCGAGAGAGGAGCGUUCUCUGAUCUCCCAGAAAGCAGUGUUCACGAGGGAAGCACCGGCUAUGACAAUGAUGGCAGCAUCUGUGGCAGCGACUCCGCCUUCUACAGACAGAGUGAAGGACACAGUAUGGCAGAGACGCUCACAGUCGCCCUGCGUGUUGCUGAGGAGGCUAUAGAGGAGGCCAUCGCUAAGGCAGAGGAGUUCAGCGACAGCUUGGAAAAGCAGAAUGAAGCUCGGUAUCUGCGGGACCACAAAGAGGAGCUCAUAGAGGAACUUGCCACAACCAUUGUACAAAAAAUCAUUCAGAGGAGGAAGCGUUCAGAGAUGCAGACAGAGUAUGACUUUGUCUGGCCUCAACCUCAGCCUCUGAUCCAGUCCAGUGAACUGCCCUCUCCAUCUCAACCUCACUCUUCUUCACAAGGACCACAGGACCCCCUCAAGUCCUCCAGCUCCCUCUGGCGGUCGCGAUCAGCGUUCUCCCUCACCAGUGACGACUCUCCUGAGAAGGGUCCGGAGGAGGAGGGCGCCAGAGCGGGCGGAGGCCUACAGGAGUACGCUUCAUUGAAGAGGGAGGCCAAGGCCACGUCUCUGCCCAGCUGGAAGAGCGUUGAUCGCCUGGACAACUCCAGUGCAUCUUCAGUGCUCCAAAGCCCAGACGGUAACUGGAUCGCCUUGCACAGUUCUCAGCUGUCUCGGCCCAGCCUGCUAACUAAGAGGAAGAGCCUGGUGUUCAGCGUUUUGGAAAAGGAGUCAGGUGUUGUCUCGGCUUACGACGAGAUGGGGUCCGACUCUGAGGAGGACGAAGGCGGCUGGGGAGCGGCACUGAGACAGUUCCGGCGCAAGCUGUCCGACGAGACCUACUACACGGACUCGCAGCACGACCCAGAGUGGACGUACACCCAGCACCUUCCCAUUACCUCACCAUCCUCCGGCCAGUACACCAACACUGAGACACUCAACUCGGACUCAGAGGCUUCGUCAGUGCUGUCUGCAUGUCCUCGCAAACCACCUCAUAAUCUGUUGAGGAAGAAAGGACCACCGGAUACACAUCUGCACCCUCAUCACCAGCCCCUGUACCACCAACACCUCCACCAGAACUUCUCUCCGUAUCCUCUCCAUUCAGAGGCACUAGAUGUGAACUUUAACCCUAAGGUGAUGGGAGACAGCAGUGAGGCCGAGGAGAGGCAGAGCGACCCUGUGAGAAGGUCACGGCGGCGCAGGAAAAGCAAGAGAGAGUCCUCAACAGAGCAAAGCAGGCCUGGAGGCCAGAGCCACGCACAGUCCAUCUACCCCUUAGUACAAGAGGACAGUGGUUUUCUGCUCAACGCCCUGCUGAAGAGGGGUUUAAGUGAGGAACAGCCAGUAGCAGACACUGUGCCAGUGGCCACAGCUGCACCAGACGCCUUCGGAUUAGAUGCCAUGACACCAGAGCCAGAAGACUUGGACACGGUGGCCCCGAAUUCAGCUGCCCCAAGCCCCCCCCAGCCCCUCUCUCUUGCCCCUGGCUCCCAGCGCUCAGCCAGCAGCUCUGGGCCUGGAGACCCUCUGGAAGAGGAACUGAGAUCCAGACUCAGCCAGCUGGUCAACCGCGCCAACAGCAAAGACAGCAGCUCAUCUGAAGAGGAGUGCACAAAGUGGCCCAUGGACAAACAGACGGAUAGAGAAAGUGACAGACAGAGAGAAAAGACGAGACUGAGAGACACAGAGAGAGAGAGGCAGAAGGCAAGUGACAGAUUAAGAGAGAAAGAAAGUGAAACAGUGGAACCAGUGAAUGGACAAGAGACGAAAAGAAGCGAAAGACUAGUAAAGAGUCCUUCAGUGAGAGAUAGGGAGAGGAGGUUAGAGAAAGGAGUGGGAAGUUUGGAAGAGAAAGGAGAUGACCAGGAACAAAUGAGAGAAGACAAAAGAGAACCAAGCAGACAAAGUAAGAGACAACAUCAAAGAGAUGUGGAGAAGGAAGCCGGACAGAGGGGAGGAGGAGGGAGGAGGAGUGGCUCAAGCGCAAGUUCACCUGCUAUUACACCUUCUUCCCAUGAGGGGGUGCUGUCAGACAACCAGGAGGGACAGAAUGACUUGGAGCAACAGCAGAGGCUUCAGUUGCUUUCCUCUCUCUUACAGCAGCAGAAGUACUCUGCAGCCUCUCUCUGCAGCAUCACUACAGAGGUGCUGAAGGUUUUGAAUGCUACAGAGGAGCUGAUCGGUGAGGCGGGAGGUGAGAGCUACACCCCGUCUGAGUCCAUGUGCGCUUCUCCCAUCUCCAGCAGCUCAGAGACCCGCAAGCUAGACCAGAGGCUGACCAAGAUGGAGGAGAAUGUGUACCUGGCUGCUGGUGCUGUGUACGGCCUUGAGGGGGCGCUGGGGGACCUGGAGCAGUGUGCCCGCCGUAUUAGCAGCGGUACCACGGACACAGAGCUGGCCUUCCUGGAAGACCAGGUGGCCACUGCAGCUGCUCAAGUCCAGCAGUCUGAGCUACAGAUAUCAAACAUUGAGGCGAGGAUAUCAGCUCUGAAAACAGCUGGGUUGAACGUGACUGUCUGUAAUCGCUUCUCUAAGUACAAGCCAAAGGCUAAGCCUCAAACUCUGGACUCAUCACGCCAUCAAAGGAGGAAGCUUCCAGCACCUCCACUGAAAGAAAAGUCGGAGCCAGAGCAGCAGGUGAAAGUGUUUCGGCCAUAGUGACAGUCGGCAGCACAACGAGUCCCUCAGGGCCACAUCAGAGCCCCAGGGGACAGGGGCCGUUCUCAUCCAGUGCCUUGACCCAGCGUCCGCCUCCAGCUCCAAGCCAAGCAGGGACCAACACCUUCCCUGUGUGAGCCCACCAAACACUGAGCCCUAAUCCAGGCACUGUACCACGUCAGUCAAACACCUCAAAGAAGACAUGACUGGCUCUUACCGUUUUUCCACUUCAUCCUCAUGACUUGACAGUCGGUAUCUCUGCCUUAAAAUCUGCAAACACUCCUCAUGACCCAAUUCCAAAAGAAUAUCUGUACAAAGAAAAAAACUGUCAUUUCCUUUUUCUAUCUGUUUGCGAGAGUAUUGUGAUUUAAUGUACAAUGAAGAUGUAGAAAAAUCAUGUGAAACUUUAUGUGAUUCAUUGUCCCAAAAAGAGGCUGAGCCGUGUUUUAUACAGCAUCUUCUUUCUCACCAAAUGAAAUGUUAUGAGGAAUUAUAGCAUUCUAUAUGCCCCUUCAUAGCUUUUUUGGAUGAUUGUCAGUUUUUCACACACACACACACACACACUCACAAAAACAUAUCGGAUGGUAAUCCUCAUUUUGGGGAUGAUUGUAACAGCUUUGACAUUUUAACAAUUUUAAAAAUAAAUGUAUUAAGUAUCAGGGGCAAAGUGUUUUUGUCCUUUCCUGCCACUAAAAUUACUAGAUGGCAAUAAAUAAACACAAAGCACACUUGAGAAAUAUGUCACUCCUGGUGGACAGCCAAUUAAAACAACAACUAGACAACAAAAUUUUUUGAAAUUUGAUUAUUCACUUUCUUGCAGGAGAGUUAAACGAGAGGAUCCCUAUUACCCUUAUGUUUGUACGUAAAAUAUAAAGAAACUGCAGUAUAGCUAGCUGCUACUUAGUUUAACUUAGCAUAAAGAUGAAAAAAGGGUAGAAACAGCUAGCUUGACUCUGUUCAGAAAGGAGAAAAAAUGUUUACUACCACCUUGAAAACUGUUAUACUUUGUCAGUUUAAGUCUUCAACAAUUGGGGGCAGCAGAAGCAAGUUGUGAACAAUACACUGACGUAUCACAUUUUAAGUCAAACUUGAUGCUGAUGAUGUUUCUUUUUCUGGCAUUAGCUUCUUAUUUAAUGUACAGACGAGAGUGGUAUCUGUCUUCUCGUGAAACUCUCAUCAAGUCAAGUGAAUGUACAUGCACACACACACACACACACACACACACACACACACACACACCCAAAUACAAUACUGGUAAGACCUGAUCAAUAGACACACACGUACACUGGAGCCUUAAUGUGGAAGCUGUGGGCUUUUACAAUGAAAUUAGUUAAAAUAAGGUUUGAAUAAGUCUGAAUGUCAAACCCAUAUUGAGCUCAGUAUAAACCUCCAUAGGUCUGACAUUCAGGUCUGGUCUGAAAGUGUUCUCUUUUUCUUUCUUUCUUUCUUUUUUUAAGCCUUUCCUCAAUGCAGUAGUCUUCAGCCCGGAGUCAUUUUCCUCCUCUCUGUCAUUUUCUUUGUUUACUUUAAAACGCUGUGGCCUUUUGUUUGAACAAAAAGGUAUCUUCAUGUUUUCCCUUUGCUGGGUCAUGUCCAAACUUUCAGCAUUCAAAAAAUCUUGUUAAGAUUUUUACAUAAUGAAGUCUGAUGGGCUAUAUAACAAAUGCCAUGAAACCAUGAUUUUGUUACAAGCAAUUUAUUUUUGUACUGAACGUUUUUAUGCAAUACCACUGAAAUAAGUACUAUUGCAAAUUAAAGGCUUUAUUCUCUCCUCAAAGGAGCCCUCCUUAGUCAGUCCUAUCAUGUGUGAUGACUCAAAAGUGCUUUCAGUGUAUGUCUGCAUUUACCAUUUGAUAUUGUCCCAGUAAUGACGAUGGUAAAUGCUACAAAAACACAGGUGACAACAGGCAUUUUAGGAGCGGCUAGUACAGUUCAUACUGUGUUUGUACUUCUUAAUCAUUAGAUUUGAGAAUACUGCCUUACAUGUUUUUGGGUUCUUUUACUCUGACCACUUAACAUUAGUUAGAAUAUCAGUUAGUCAUUCACACAGUUGUCAAAGUUUUUGCUUUGGCUACAGCUUAAGAGCAGGGUUGGAUUUCCUGCUGGAACUAAAAAGGCGUGAUGAUCUUCUGUAUGAAUGCUCUGCCCCUUCUAUUAGUGACCUUUUCAUCCCAGCCUUUCACAUCUCUGGUUUUGCACAUUGAUCCUGUACUUCUGUCAAUCUUGUUCUCCAGAGGUGUCGAUGUAUAAAAGCAUGUUUCUGGUUUUAUCAAAAUUGAUGUAAAAAUUUCCCAUGAGAAGCACAGCCACAAGGGUCCAAUCAUCGGUGUCCUGUAUUUUUAUAAUGUAAAAAAAUAUGAUCUCAUCACAGAAUUUGUUAAUAUAUGUAUAUGUGUGAAAAGAUGGAUAUGAUAUAGAAUAAUGUGUGUAUUGCCCAAUCAUAGUUGACAAAUCUUUCAGUGUUGUGUGCAAGAGACUGUGUAUAACUGUCAUGACUUAUAAGGCUGGAUUCACACAGGAAGUCUAAUUUUCUACUGUAACUGUGUCCCAGAUACGCAGAAGUAAUGAGAUUCACGUGGCUAAAAAACAAUAUUACUUUUUUCCUGUUUAAAUCCAGUGUGAAUGACUAUGAGGAGGCUCACUGUGCACAGCUCCACAGGUGGGCCAUUCACUUUUAUGUGCAAUCGUUUGUUGCAAUCCAUAUGACAUGUUCGGGAAAAUAUAAACGUGCAAAAAAUACAGAUUCUCUAUGUGCCACAGUACUCUGAGAAAAAAAAAAUGUAUUAUGAGAUGAAUAAAAUUUGCAAAUGUAAAGCA
Messenger RNA from Lates calcarifer (barramundi perch), 6264 nucleotides. RefSeq names its product myosin VIIA and Rab interacting protein b (gene myripb). The transcript has 18 exons. The record is from RefSeq and is a predicted model, not a curated record. Gene Ontology annotation, cellular component: cortical actin cytoskeleton. The coding region runs from base 334 to 3447 and encodes 1037 amino acids. Gene Ontology annotation, molecular function: myosin binding; actin binding; small GTPase binding. Gene Ontology annotation, biological process: intracellular protein transport. NCBI's taxonomy places the organism in Eukaryota, Metazoa, Chordata, Actinopteri, Centropomidae.